Messenger RNA from Chlamydomonas reinhardtii, 6181 nucleotides. RefSeq lists its product as uncharacterized. The transcript is spliced from 19 exons. Gene Ontology annotation, biological process: signal transduction. Lineage: Eukaryota; Viridiplantae; Chlorophyta; Chlorophyceae; Chlamydomonadales; Chlamydomonadaceae. The coding region runs from base 494 to 4498 and encodes 1334 amino acids. The record is from RefSeq and is a predicted model, not a curated record. Gene Ontology annotation, molecular function: 3',5'-cyclic-nucleotide phosphodiesterase activity.
GUGAACUUCAGGCACAACAAGCGAGAGCAGGUCAGGAACUGACUCAGCUGCGUGCCGUGACAAGGUUGUGCCCCCCACACACAAACCACUGACUGAAGAUACUGUAUUUGCCUGUGCUAUGCCAGCAUGUCGGAGCAAAGUAUGGCCGACCUGCGACCAACGUUCGUUUUCGUCAGUACAAAAUUCAAUGAGAAGCCCGCUUCGGGCUUCCUUACGCCGCGCAUCCCCCUUAGACUCACAGUAUUAUCUUAUGACACUCUGCACUCUAAUCGCCUCUUAUUAAUGAAUUGCAACACAAACAUUUUGAAUCGAGCGUGACGAACAUCCAUUUCUAGUAGAACUGGACAACAGCAGCCAUAUGGGCGUUGCAGAACGUUUAAAUCUAGGGCAUCAGACAGCUCCGCCCAUGGCUCUUUGUUAACAUACAACGCCGGCAGGUUGAAGCUGACGGGGGGGGGGGGGGCGCGGCGCACGCCAAAGUCUUCAUCGCCAAAUGCCACCAGCAAAUCGACGGCCGCGACGGCUCGCCUCAGCCGUCGCGGGCGUUUCAGUGACUGCACUUAAUGUCGUGAAGUCCUACCCCAUCUCGACGGUUGUGGUGCCGUUGCUCCUUUUCCUGGUCCUGCUUGCCCUCGGUCUCUUCGGAGUGUUGAGUGCGUCAAUCUCCCAAGCAAAUGGGAACAAGGCAAAGGUUGUGUCUAUCGCGGAGUCCUCCGCUUUCAGUAUCGAGACCAAGUUCGCAGCGGCUGUUGCACCCAUGAAGCUGCUCCAGGCGGCUGUGCAGUACCGGCCCGCAUACGACGCGGCCGUGAUGCUCGUGAACGGCCUGGCCCCCGACCUGGUGGCUGAGACGCCCCAAGGGUCGGUUCUCAGUCUGGCGCUGCUACCUGCCGGUGUGCUCGUGAUGAGUUACCCUAACAGCUCAGCACUUCUCGGCGUGGAUGUUUUCCAGGGUCUCACAGCCAAUGGCAGCACACCGCUGCCGCCGCCCCUAGUGACAGCAGAGGCGCUGACGGCCGUACGCGAGAACCGGCUUGUCAUGACCGGGCCGUUCCUCACCGCCAUUGGCCGCACAGUCGGUGUCCUCCAACCCAUCUUCGUGCGCGUUGCGAACGAGAGCGUUACAUUCCAUGGCGGGCACGCCACACCCUCAACCAGGGCACUGUUAGACGUGUGCGGCGCCGCAUGCGGUUAUGACAGCACUACCAAGAUGCGGUGGUGGGGCCUGGCCAGCAUCUCAAUCAGCGUGGAGGCUCUGCUCUCGGGCAGGGACUCUCCCAAAGCUGCCCUGGAGCACAUGGGAUACAACUACUGCCUCGCGUCCGACAUGGCGGCAGCAGUUGUAGCGGCGGGCCCGAAACGGCGGACGCUGCGCGUCGUGACACAGUCCGCGACCCCGCCGCAGGACCCGGUCCACGUUGACAUAAACCUGCUCGGUCACACGUGGACUCUGUCCGUGUCUACUGGCAGCAGCUGGACUCCGGUCUGGACGGCCUGGGCAAUUGCUGUGGUGGUGGUAGCGGCCCUCACAAUCUCCGCCCUGUUAGCGUGUGUGAUCAUUGCCUGGCGCAAGCAUCAGAUGCUGCUGGAGGCCCUCCUUCCCAAGGAAGUAAUCCGUGAAAUGGAGGCGGACAGGCAGCUGGUGACACUCAAGCCCCCUGUGUUCAUGGCGGAAACGCCCGCCCAGAUCCUGCUGGGGCUGCUGGAGGGGCUGCUGGACGGAGCUGACCCUGACGUCAAGGACAUCGUGUUCCUGCGCUCAGCACUCAUCCGCUCCAUCGAUUUCUACACGCCCCUCAACCUCAAGAGCCACAUCCGUGACUCCGACCUGGAUGCGGAUGUGAUCCACUCGCUGCUGCGGCAGCUGGCCAGCACCGGCAGCGGCCCCGACACCGCAUGCCGCCGCACCUCGGACGGCGGCCUUGCCAUCGACGACCUGCUCUUGCCCGCCCACAUUAACCCCAGCAGCAUCCUGGCUUCUCAUCCCGACAACCCCAAAGACGAGGACUCCAGCAGCCGUGGGUUCACGCGCAGCACCCGCCUCAGCCGUCUGACCCCGCUUAAGGACGCCGCUGCUGCCAGCUCACUGCUGGCGAUCGCCGGCGCGGCGGCGGCUGCUGGGCACGACAACGCACUGUCCCGCUCGCCGCCCGCCAUCACGCAGCCGCAGCAGCUUUGCUUUGACACGAUUGCGGACGCUCUGAACAUUGUGCUGGCGCCCGGGCUCUUGGGCAUGGCCGCCAUCAUGUACCCCUCGCCUGGUGCAGCAGCCGCAGGCGGCGUUCUCGGCGGCGACCCCGGCUCCUCACUAGGCCUGUGCAACAGCGGGCCCCGGCCCCCGUGCGAGCCGGCGCCCGCCUCCCUCAGUUUCCAAAGCGGCCUGCCCUGCGAGCACACGGCAAACAGUGGCGGCGCUCCUGACGCGUGCGCGCUGCUGCGGUGGGACCGCGGCGGCGGCACGGUGCAGCAGCCUUACGGCGCCAGCAUGGACAGCGCCUGGCACCCGUCAGACAGCAGCGCCCCUGACAUGUACGUGACUCCCGCCGGCGGGCUGCGAUCAAACAGCAGCUGUGGCGGCGGGGCUGCGGCUGCUGGUGCCGUCGGCAUGGUAAGCAGCGGCAGCGACCGACAUGAUCACUUUGGCGCCAUGGUGGGUAACCAAAGCUCUCUACCGGUGUCCGCCUACACCACCCCCACGCCGGACCUGCAGCUGCAGCUGCAGGGCAUGCAGCAGCAGGCUGAGGCUGCUCUGCUGAGUGCGCCGACUGCUAGGCCGGCGCCUACGGCCGAGGGGCCGGCGUCCAUGCCCGCAGCAGCGGCGGCCCAAGCGCUGCAGACGCGGCCAGCCAGCAUGCGGCGCCAGGGUGGCGGCAGGCGCAGCGCCAGUGGCCUAAGCCUGGCAGGCAUCCUCGCCGCGCUCCGGUCCCACGCGCGCAGCAGCAGCUGUGACGGCACCGCCCCGCCAUCCGGCGGAGGCGCGGCGGCACCGGCACCGGCCGCAUCGGCGGGUGCCGCUGCAGCGGCGGCUGAUAGGCCCCAGCAGCAGCGGCGACUCAGCAAGAGCAGGGAGCAGCAGCUGCAGGAGGCGAGGACGCUAUCGCCGCAGGUCCUGCUACACAUGCACCAGCAGCUGGCGGCGGCGACGGGUGGCAGUGUCGGCAGCCGCGCGCCGCCCCAGACGCCCACGCAUGCGGUCAUGGACUCACCCUUCCGUGCAUCCUUGGACCUGGCUUCCCUUCCCGCAGCCACCAUGGCAUACCUCAACACAAAGCCGGCGGCGGUGCAGUCGCCGGUGGCGCCCCCGCAGCCGCCGCCGGCGCUGUUGCCGCCGCCACCGGUGAUUGAGGAUGUGGAGCGCCUGCUGGCUCGUGCGGACGACUGGUGUUUCGACACGUGGGCGCUGGACGAGGCCACGCAGGGCCACGCGCUGUCGGCGCUGGGGUUCUACCUGCUGCAGCGCCAGGGGCUGCUGAGCAAGCUGGGACUGGACCCGCUGGUCGUGGCCAGGCUGCUGCGCACGAUAGAGGCGGGCUACCAGCCCAACCCCUACCACAGCGCCACGCACGCGGCCGACGUGCUGCAGACGCUGCACGUGAUCAUCCAAGGCGCGGGACUGGCCGUUCACUACCUGGACCGCGUGCAGCUGCUGGCCGUGUACUUCGCAGCGAUUGUUCACGACCUUGGGCAUCCGGGCCUCAACAAUGACUUCCUCAUCGCCACUGGGGACGCUCUGGCUGUGCGCUACAACGACCGCGCACCGCUUGAGAACCACCACGCCUCGUCCCUGUUCGAGCUCGUGACGCGUCCCGAGCUUAACGCCCUGGCUGCGCUCACCACCAGCGAGCGCAACGCAUUCCGCAAGAUGGUGAUUGAGCUGGUCCUGGCCACGGACAUGAAGCAGCACUUCGCGAUCAUCUCGCAUUUCAACACGGUACACAGCCUGGUGGCACACACGCCCAACAUAGGGGCGCAGCAGCAACCGGCCGGCGGCGCGCUGCUGCAGCGGCAGCGCUGCAGUGACAUCAUGGCCACCCCGCAGUCGCCACGCGGGCAGCGCGCCCAGCAGCACAUGGCGUCCCUGGACUUGGAGGCCGCCGAUGCAGCGGCAACCCAGGCCACCGGCCCAGAGCACCCGCCGCGGCCUCUGGACGAUGCAGAGCGCCUGGUGACGUUGCAGGUGUGCCUCAAAGCCGCCGACAUCGGGCAUUUGGGUGAGAACAGCGACGUGCAUGAGAGGUGGCUGAGCAGCCUGGAGGAGGAGUUCUUCCGGCAGGGCGACAAGGAAAGGGCGCUGGGGCUGGCCAUAUCCCCGCUUUUUGAUCGCAGCAAGAAGGGCGUGUCCAAGAGCCAGGUGGGCUUCUAUGAUUUCGUGGCGCUGCCGCUCGUGCACGCGCUCGCGGCCGCCUUCCCUGGAGCCAAACCCAUCGAGGCCGCGUUCAACAGAAACUACGUGCACUGGAAGGCGAUUGAGGCGAAGCAGCAGACUUCCACGAGCUAGUAAAGUGGAGCCCUGCGGGAGCCAGGAGGGACGGGUUGGAGUUGGGCGCGCGGCUUUGGGGGAGCAUGAACGAAGGCAGAACAUGCAUGCCUUAGCAUCAGCCCAUGAAACACGCACGGAGAGCUGUUGGGCAUGUGCACGAAUGCUAAAGGUGCAGCACGCACGCGAGUGGUAGGGCUGGACGUGCAAGUAAAUAAUGAUGCCAAUAUAAAGUGUCUUACAAAUGGCGUGCCAAAGCAUUACGGUCUACGUGAUUGUCAACAUCAUGCGUGGGCGGGGCGGGUUGGCCACAUAAUCGUGCCCCAACGCUCGCACACCGAAUCACCUGGUUUGAUCGCUCAAGGCAUUCUGCAAGUUCCCAUUCAUAUAGUGCACCCGUGCAUAUUGCGCGGAUGUGACAGCAGGGCACAUUCGUAUGUGAGUUAAAACUUUGAACCGCAAUCCGUUAUGAGUCAUAGUCGAUGUCGAGGGCUGGAGUGCUUACCCAAGAUCCACCCACGACAUGAACACAGGGCAAGGUGAGGGAUCGAAAGGUUUGGCCCAACGGUUUGGUCUCCAUUCAUAAUUGAGAGAUUUAGCCGUCAUGUUUGAUCAUGACCUAGCCAUUCUCAGCAGCCACUCAUCUUCAUUAUUGUCACAGUUUACAGUGAUAAACACGGGCUGCCCUUAUGGACGGCGCAAUCAAAUUCCCGACAUUUGUGGAUGUAGUACGGGAGUGUGGGGCCGCCGUUGUACAUGGCUAAGGAGACCUAGUCAAGUACAGGUUUCUUGUGUUGAGGAUCCGGCGAUGUGUACAUAUUGCAUUGGCAGAGGCAGGUUGAGCUGGAUUGCAUAAUUUGCAUUCCAGAAAUGUGUGUGCGUCGACGGCUUCAUGUUGCAACGAGCAGGGGCAGGGGAGGGUGUGCCCCUGUGUCAAGGCCCUGUGCGUGGUGUUGUGUGCCGGGGCUUCGACAGAUUUUAAGCCUCAUGUUUGAACACUCUGUGUGUCAAGCGCAACCGCCCAAAACGUCUUCAGGCACAGGAUGCAUGCACGUUGCACCCGAUGCUGCUGUGAAUGGAUAACACCAGGGGAAUAUGUGCCGUACAUGCGUGGGGCACGCGGGGUUGUGAAGUCAGAUCGAGUAAACGGAGUUUACAUGGCUUGGUUGAUCGGGGUUACUUGUUGAGCGGCGCCUUGUAAGGGUCCCUGACUCCCUGCAAGAUGAAGGCAGUGCACGUGACACAUGCAAUCAUGCAUGCGGCCGCUCCUGGCUCUCGCAUGAUAGACGUGAGGUUACGUUCGCCGUUUGUGACCAUCGGUGUGGCACCAGAGAACCGGGAACUGGGAAUGUGGGAGUGGAGUGAGAAAUGUGAUGCGAGUCACGUGACUACGUGAUGCACAUGCGGUCAGAGUGUCAGACCUGUGGCUUUGUUCAACGCCAGCCUUCUAACACCGCUCCGGCCAUUGCCUGUGUCAGGAGUAGACCAAAACACGUUGCUUCGUGUUCGGGGACGCGGCGAUGGUGGGAGCGGACAGUGACGGCCCGCUGGCGCAGGUGGGCUGUCAGGUGAUAAGGUUACGAUACCUGGGUGAAGUGGGGCAUCGCGCCAUCGCCAGUGGCCUUGGUUCGCGCGUUGCCACCCGUCAUGGGCUGCUGCACUUGCACCGCAUUAACGGGUGCCCUCGCUUGCGCAACGGUUUCC